GGGCCGGGGUCCGGAGAGCGGCUCCGUGGGGCGGGGGCCAGGACUGGGGCUAGGGAUACGGCCGGGGCUGGGCCAGGGGCUGGAGCCAGGGCCAGGGCUGGAGCUGGGGUCCGGGCGGCCGCAUUGACAUCUCUGUCAGCUGGACCAUGGAGAUUGGCGCUUGCCCGAGCCCCCAGCGCCUGCUUAUCUGCCUGCAGCCGCUCUUCCUCUCGCUCCUUUUGGGGCCCAGCCGGCCUGUCACCGCCGAGGAGGUUGUCCUUCUGGAUUCCAAGGAAUCCCAAGCUGAGCUAGGCUGGACUGCACUACCCAGUAAUGGGUGGGAAGAAAUCAGUGGAGUGGAUGAGAACGACCGACCAAUCCGAACCUACCAGGUGUGCAACGUGCUGGAACCCAACCAGAACAACUGGCUGCAAACAGGCUGGAUUGGGCGGCGUGGUGGGCAGCGGAUUUUCAUCGAGCUCAAGUUCACACUUCGGGACUGUAGCAGUAUCCCAGGGGUGGCAGGAUCUUGCAAGGAGACCUUCAACCUCUACUACACUGAGGCAGAAGCGGAGGCUGGGGCAGGAGUAGAGGGGGAGGGAAAGGGCGGGGCUGGUCUAGGUGGAAGCCUGAGCGAGAGCCGCCAGCGCAAGGUGGCUACCAUCGCAGCAGAUGAGAGCUUCACCCAGGGUGAUCUGGGCGAGCGGAAGAUGAAGCUCAACGUGGAGGUGAGGGAAAUCGGGCCACUGAGCAGGGACGGCUUCCACUUGGCCUUCCAAGAUGUGGGCGCCUGCGUGGCACUGGUCUCCGUGCGAGUGUAUUACAAGCAGUGCCUGGCCACAGUGCAGAACCUGGCAGCCUUCCCAGACACUGUGGCGGAGGCUGCCUUCUCGUCGCUGGUGGAGGUCACUGGCACGUGUGUGGCCCAUUCAGAGGGGGAGCCCGGCCGCCUCCCCCCUCGAAUGCACUGCAGUGCCGACGGGGAGUGGCUCGUGCCUGUCGGCAGGUGUAGCUGCAGCGCUGGCUUCCAAGAGCGGGAGGAGUCCUGUGAAGCCUGCCCCCCUGGAUUUUACAAGGUGUCCCCGCGGAGGCCACUGUGCUCCCCGUGCCCCGAGCAUAGCAGCGCUCUGGCCAACGCGUCCACGCUCUGCGUCUGCCAGGACAGCUAUUCCCGCUCCCCAGCGGACCCACCCUCAGCCUCCUGCACCCGUCCUCCGUCUGCCCCGAGGGAUCUGGUCUACAGGCUGAGCCGCUCCACCCUGUUGCUGCGCUGGAGUCCCCCGGAGGACUCUGGCGGCCGUUCUGACAUCACUUACACCGUCCUAUGCCAGCGCUGCGGCGAGGAUGGCCCGGGCGUGGGGCAGGGGCAGGGGUUUGGCCUGGGCCCCGGGGGCACCUGUGAGUCCUGCGGGCCCAGCGUGAGUUUCGUGCCGCGCCAGACCGGACUGCGAGAGAGGACAGUCACCUUGCUCAACCUGCUCCCGCACUCCCACUACACCAUCCGGGUGGCAGCGCUCAACGGCGUCUCCGGCCUGGGCGCUGUGGGGACCACUUACGCCCAGGUCAUCGUGUCCACGGGUCUGGCGGUAUCCAGUGGAGUGACUGAGAUCCAUCCAGACCGAGUGGAACCCAAGAGUGUCUCCCUGUCCUGGGAAGAGCCAGGGUUCCCAGGGACCCUAGGAGCAAACAACACUGAGUAUGAAAUUCAGUACUUUGAGAAGGGCCAGAGGGAACAGACCUAUGCCACCGUCCGGACAGGAGCACCUGCUGUCACAGUCAAUAACCUGAAGCCAGCAACACUCUAUGUCUUCCAAAUCCGAGCAGCCUCACCUUCCCUCUCCCCAGAAGUUGGAAACUUCACUCCCAGCAUAGAAGUAGAAACUUUAGUGGAGACUGGCUCAGGCUCUAGGAAACAGAACCCUGCGGUGGUUGCUGUGAUAGUCUCUGUAGCUGCCCUCCUCAUCCUUGGCUUCGGGCUCAGUUCUCUGGCUAUUUGGAAGAGGCACUGUGGAUAUGGAAAAGGCCUUGGAGAUCGCAAUGAUGAGGAGCUCUACUUCCACUUUAAGGUCCCAACGAGGAAGACGUAUAUUGACCUAGAAAACUGUGCUGAUCCUAUGCAGGCUUUGCACCUGUUUGCCAAAGAGCUGGACAGCUCCAGUGUGUCUGUCCAUAGCAUCAUAGGCACAGGGCAGUUUGGAGACCUGUGCAGCGGCUGCCUGAGGCUGCCAGGUGGACGGGACCUCCUGGUGGCUGUGCACACCCUGCGGGACGGCGCUUCGGAAAAGCAGAAGCUCCGCUUCCUGGCCGCAGCCUGUGCUCUGGGUCAGUUUGACCACUCCAAUAUCGUCCGGCUGGAAGGCGUCGUCACUCGGGGGAUCACCAUGAUGAUUGUCACAGAGUACAUGGGCAAUGGGGCCUUGGAUGACUUCCUCAGGAGAUAUGAUGGGCAGCUGACUGUGAGCCAGCUGCUGGGGCUGCUGCCUGGGGUGGCAUCGGGAAUGCGAUACCUGUCUGAAAUGGGCUAUGUCCACCGUGGCUUGGCUGCCCGUCAUGUACUGGUCAGCAGCAGCCUUGACUGCAAGAUCUCAGGCUUUGGGCAGGGCCCACAGGACCAGGCUGAAGCUGUCUACACUACCUUGAGUGGCCGGAGCCCAGUUCUAUGGGCUGCCCCUGAGACGGUCCAGUUGGGCCAGUUCACCUCAUCCAGUGAUGUGUGGAGCUUUGGAAUCCUCAUGUGGGAGGUGAUGGCAUUUGGAGAGCGGCCCUACUGGGACAUGUCCAGCCAAGAUGUGAUCAAGGCCAUUGAGGACGGCUUCCGGCUCCCGGCUCCCCGGAGCUGCCCUUCCUCGCUGCAUCAGCUCAUGCUCCAUUGUUGGAGGAAGGACCCCAGGGAGCGACCUAGGUUCACACAGAUCCAUAGUAUCCUGUGCAAGAUGGCAGAAGACCCACAGACUCCCCCAAGUGCCACCCUCACCUGCCCCAGAUAUGUCCCAGACAACCUCACCUGUCCUCGAUAUAUCCCUGACAUCCUCACUCUCACCUGUCCCAGUUCUGUGGAUGAAUGGCUGGAGGCCCUGAACUUGGACCAAUACAAGGAUCGGUUUGCUGCUGCUGGUUAUGACUGCCUGGAGUCUGUGGCCAUGAUGAAUCUUGAUGACUUGUUCAGUCUGGGAAUCUUCCCUCGUGCACAUCGAGAUAUCCUCCUGAGUGGGAUUCGAAUGCUCCGGGCACGAGUUAUUGAACUGCAGGGACAAGGGGUUCAAGUGUGAGCUGGAUUCCCCUUUUCUCUCCUGUUGGUGAGGCCCAAGGAUGCUGGCUAUUCUGCCCUGCCCAAUUCCCCACUCAGCCCUGUUCUCUGGCAGGGCUUCAGAUGAUCUGGAUACCAUAGAUGGCCUGGAGGUUGGUGGCCUCCUUGGGCUUCUGAUAUCUUUUCUGACCUCAAGCCACCAGAUGCUAAGCUUGUAGCCCUGUGGAUCCCAGGGUACAGAGCCUGCCUGGAGAAGUAGAGCAGGUAUGGUGGCCUGGGGCCAGUGACUCUCCUACCCAGUCCCAGCCUGUUCUGUUCCCUUAGCAGUUUCCUGUCCCUACCUCCAAACUCCCUAUCCCCUAAUCUCCACAAAUCAAUCUUAAUUCCCAAACCUGUGGGACCCUCAGCCUGUGAAAGAGGAUGAGGGGCUCUGGGAAGUACACAUGGUGAGCAUUCUCAAUUCUGCUCUGCUCCCAAUUCAUCCAUUUUUCUUUUCCACACACAUGGGAUUUUGUUCCCCUUUGGGACUGGACUCUAGGGACUGAGGAAGUAGGUAGCUGGAGCUUUGGAAGGGGACAUUUGCUUCUAUGGUCCUACCUAGUCCUAGGAGUGUGGGCCAGACAAGGAUCCUCCCAUGGUCCCCCUCCCCUCCCUACCCCCAGCUCUGCUGAAGCCUAAACAGGAAGCAUGAGAGGAGGGCAGGUGGGCACUGGUGAGCAGCCCGAAAGCCUUGGGGUUCAGCUAGCUAACCUGACAGUCAGCCUUAGAGACCCCAAUCUCAGGUGCUUAUAGAGACACAUCUCUGUCUGUCUUCUGUUCAUCUGUUCCUCUCUGGGGUCUUGUCAGAACUAUCACCUCUUCAGGGCCAUGUCAUCUACUCCCCAUAUCAUCCAUCCCCCUGACUCCCAGACCAAUGAGAAUCUGUCCUGUUUUAAAGAUAUCACUGCCUCCUUGGAAGUUCAACAGAUCUAGCUUCAAUCUUUGUUGCUGCCAGUUCCUUUUCACUGUGGAGUCAGAGAGGAGCCCCCCUUCUGAGUAAUUCACCCCAAAUCUGCCACACCCCUGCUGCCAACCUGGGGGGAGGAGGGAGACAAAUGGGUCUCAUUUUUAAUUCCUUCAUAAACUUGCAGGCGUUUUGUCUUUUUCCCCUGUACCUGGCCCCAGGUAAGAACUUGGAGCUGCUUUCUCUGUUCUCAGCACAUAAAAGCCCUAUUCUCCAGCCUCCAGGGAGUAUGGGGAAGAGAAUCAUAGAAUGUCAGACCUAGAAGAGAGCUGAGGUAACCUAGUUCCAACCUUCCCAUUUUAUGGAUGGAGAAAGUGAGUUUCAGAGAAGGAAAGCAGCUUGCUCAAAGUUGCUGAGUCGUUAUGAGAACUGGCACUACAACCAAGCUUGCUUGACUCUUAGGGUGUUUCCCAUUUCACCAGGCUGCCUCCUAGAAAACCGUUUAAUGUUUUUUUCUUUCUCCCUAUGACUUUAACUCCCCUCUGAUAUAGUGGCCCAGAGGGGUGAAGUCUGGGAAGUCCUCUUAGAAUAGGGGGUAGCUGAGCUGGGCUUUGAAGGAUGAGUCUAUAGAGAGAGCCAGGAGGUAGGGCACCCCUGGAUAGGAGUGACAUUGGUGGUUUGCAAUUCAAUGCAUGAGUGGGGUAGGCUGGGCAGGAGGGAAGAUAGGUGGGCUGGGCAGAAGUCCAGGAAGCCGGGAAGAGGGCAGAGUUAGUCCUGAUUGGUCUGUAUUGGAUCAGGUACAGACCAACAGAUUUCCAAGGGUCAGUAGUUUGGAGCCUACAGCAAGGAAGAAGGGUCUACACCAAGAGAAAAAAUGUCCCCCACCCGCCCACUCCCAGUCACAUUACUUCCCCAAGGCUAAACAUCUCUGACUUUUCUGUGGAGGAUAUCUCUCUGUGCAGAUAGGAGCUAUUGGGGUCGACUGGACCUAACUUUUUCUCCCCAGGAGUGUGAUCCUUAGCUCCAGCUAGUUAGCUGACUUCUGACUUUUGGACUGUAGCCUAUGACAUCUAAGCAUGGGCUAAAAGAACUAGUGAUGUUUAACUGUGGGGAUGGGGAUGAUAGCCUGUCUUAGAAUAUCUAACAGGCUGUCACAGGGAAGAGGCACUGGGCUGGGUCUGCUUAGCCCCAGAUGACUAGAAGUGGUACGGGGAAGCUACAGGGAGCCAAUUUCCUGACCAUCAGAGCUGUCCCAAGGUGGAAUGGACUUGGGGUCGGGGUGCUGGAGUCUGAUUUGGGGAGAGUUGUUAUAAAGACAUUCCUAUAAAGAAAUGGUGGUAGGAAACACCCUCUGUCCCCCUGGAGCUCCCUCCCGAGCUCUGAGACUCUGUGAUGAUAACCCCAGUUAUACAUGGUAUUACCCCCCCAUUCUAUACAGAUCUAUUUUUAUAUGAAAGUUGUUAAUUUCACCACAGUGUAAGCCAAUGGG
Messenger RNA from Phascolarctos cinereus (koala), 5658 nucleotides. RefSeq names its product EPH receptor A10 (gene EPHA10). Gene Ontology annotation, biological process: axon guidance; protein phosphorylation; ephrin receptor signaling pathway. The record is from RefSeq and is a predicted model, not a curated record. Gene Ontology annotation, cellular component: dendrite; plasma membrane. Gene Ontology annotation, molecular function: protein binding; ATP binding; transmembrane-ephrin receptor activity. Lineage: Eukaryota; Metazoa; Chordata; Mammalia; Diprotodontia; Phascolarctidae.